AUGUCGGCAUCACAGACUAGACAGGCGACUGCCCUGGACCCCCGCAGUGGAGUUCACUCCUUUCAUGCGAUCCCAACUGCUUCGACACGGAUGAUCGCACAAGCUUCCGGUGGAGCCUCUCAACUCCUUCCUUCCUUUCCAUCACGUUCCCCCGCAUCCAAUCUUCCAACAUCCUUGCAAUCCUCUCACUCCAAUCACCAAUCCGAACCGUCCUCUAUAGCACCUGGACGUACAGCCUUAGAGUUCGACAGCUACGCUUCGUUCUUCGACGGCUUCGCAUCACACAAGUCCCACGGAUCAGACGACGACCACGUACAAGACUCGGACGUCACAGACGCUACGGACCGUGCUGGCACUUUCAGCCUCUUCGGUACUUACGACGACGAGGACCUCCAAGAUCUACGCGCGCUCAGCUUCACCAACUCGAUCAGGAUGAAUCUCGAAGCUCUCAGCCGCAGUGGUGCGGACCACUACGCACUCAAUGCCGACGGCUACGAGGACCCCAACCUGCACUACGGCUCCAAGUCGGUCGAAGACACGUCCGACGCCCGCUGGAUGCAGAACUCGUAUGCACAGCUCAUCUCCCAACUGUCCAACACACAAGUAGGAGCUGGUCGCCUCUCGCACGAUCGAGAGCGCUCGCCAGAUGAGCGAUACUAUGAAGGCGAACCUCGUUACUAUCAGGGCCACGACUACCAGGAGUCGCUCACACAGCGCACCAACUCCUCGAAAGACACGCCGCCCACGGCUAGCCUGGCUUCUGGCAGAAGCUCGAGCGAUGCCAACGACGACGAUCUCAGGACGCCUCCUGAGCCCAGCUACGAUGCUUUCGAGCCGUCCAUGGAGCCGGCUCACUACCAUCCUAGCCCUGCGCAUCAGGAGCAUCGACCGCCUCUGUUCGUGCAGCCAGCUCGACCAUCUGCUUCGCCCUCCUCUGCCUUGCCGAUGGCCGGCCAGACCGCUUCAAAUGUUGGUGCUCAAGCUCCUCAACUCGGUUCGCCAUUCCAGCCGUCGCAGCGCCAGGCACAGCAGCCGACUCGGUCUCUGCAGCGUCAGGAGCUCCAGCAGGUUUUUUCGCGCUACGAGAUCAGUGAUGACUCGGCGCUCGAGAUGCUGAGCGACGAUGCUGAGGCACAGAGACGUGCAGCUGGCAAGGCGAGGAUGAUGCCGGGUCAGUAUGCCGAGUCGAACAGCGCCACCGCAGUCACUUCUCCGGCGCAGUCGGCUCUUGGCCACGCCAGGCGCAGGUCGUCGAACAUGACCGUGUUCGACCCCAGCAAGCCCUUCACACGCCUCGGACCGCAAGACAUUGCCUUCAGCGCAGCUAAUCUCCCGGAGCGCCGACUGACCGCAGACGACUGCGCCGACAUCAUUGUGUCGCGCCAUCCCACACUGUGUGAUGCUCCCCUGCGCGAGUUUGGCGAGGACGGUCAGCCGCUGCCUCCGACCAAGAAGCAGGAGACAAGCGAGGAAGAGCGCGCGGCACGCAAGCAGGCGCUGAGUGUCAAGUUCUGCGCCAAGCAGCGCCUCUCGCUCAUCAAGGCUAUGAUUCUGAUGGAGUCGCGCUCCGCCUCCUGGAAGCGCGUCGGGCCAUUCAAUGCGGCCAACGCCAACAAUGCCACGGGUGUCGAUCCGAUCGACGCCCCUGGUGCUUCGUCGCACGGAGAGCAGGGCGUAAGUCGUCUGCCUCCCAUGCCGAGCCCAUGGUCCAUCGAGAUCCGCCACGAGCAGCUCGACGUGGCUCAGAUCAAGGGCAAGUCCAAGAAGUCGAUCGAGCUCGCCUCGCUGCGCACCAAUGCUCUUUGCACAAAGUGCGAGGGUUCCAAGCUAGGCGCCUGCCUCACUUGCAAGGCCGAGCAAGCCGACGAGUGCUUCUGGUGCUCGGGUACGGGCCGCGAAAAGACGCGCGCCCAGGCAUGGUGUCGUCGCUGCCAGGGUGCCGGUGUGCUCAAGUGCAACACCUGCCACGGUUCGCUCAAGUCGGACUGCCGAUCGUGCGAGGGAACGGGCACGGGAGAGUACGGCUUCUUCGUCGACGUCACGGUCAAGCGAGUAGAGAUGCCCGCUGUGCCCCUGGCCACGCUCUUCCCUCAGCUCGACAGCGCAUCUGCUUCGUUCCAGCCCAGCUACGACGAGGUCAGGGCAGCCGCGAAGCUUGCUCUGUGGGACUCGAUCACCAAGCUGACCGAGGCGAGGCACCACGCCGUUGCUACCAAAGGCGGCAAGUCCAAGAGCAAGGAUAUGGUCCCCGUCAUGGCCGCGUGCGUAUGGGAGAAUUCCACGUCGCAUGUGGUUUCCGUUGAUGUUCCACUGGCAGCCAAGUUCAAGAAGGGCGCAUCGCCCGCCCUACGACCCGAAGGCCUGCAGAGGAAGAUUCCGACGCAGAGGAGGUUCUUCACCGUUCCCACCGACGCUGAUCUUUGCUCGGUCGAGCUUUCGGAGGAGGAGGUCAAGAAGAUCGUGCACGAUUCGAUCGGCGACCACGCCAUCAGUGGACGCGGACCUUCACCCACCCUUCCUGACUCGCGCGGUUCUUCGGGCUACGCCCUUGGCAGCCCGUACGGCUCUGCUACGCCAUCGCCACCGAUGAGCCUGUCCGGCUCGUCGUCCGCUUCGCUCGCCACACCGGACGAGGGCGCCGGCAUGUCGGGCUACUCGACCCCUUCCAGGGUCCCGAGCCCGCGCUCGGACCUGCCUCCGGCCAAGCCAGCCGCCAAGGAGUUUGUGCAUCGCCCCAGCCCACUCUCUCAACUCGCCGCGACCACGCCCGCAGGCUCGGCGUUCUCGGUCCAGACGGACGCAGCAAGGCUGAACAACAAUCAGGGCAACGGCUCGCCUCGCUCUUCUCCCGAGCACUCCCCCGAGGGGAGCUCCGGACCAAAGCCCAGGAGGCCCUCUGCAGGCCAGAUUCUGAGCAAGAAGCUCAGCUCCAACAUCCUCAACAAGCUCAGCGCCCACAGGGGCUCGUUCAACAUCGUACCCACCUCAUCAGCAGCCGUCUUGAUCCGCCUUCUACAAGACCGCGUUGCUUUUGACGACACUUCAAGCCCCAAGAUGGAUCUCUUUGCUGAUGCCGGCGAUUCGUCGGGCGCCCAGGUGGACAUCCGCACCAAGCCUGAGGAAUCGCUCAACCACUUUACCGUCAACAAAGACUUUGCCGAGCGCUACCUGCACAACAAGCAGCGUGCCGAGCUGCACCAGCUCGAGGCCAAGUACGGCAAAGAUGCGCUGUCGGAUGGCAGCGAUGACGACAGCGAGACGGACAGCGAGAGCGACGUGACCGAAGAUGAGGACGGCGACCAGAUCAACGCCAACGUCGACGCCGCCAUCUUCCGCACUCUCCAGCGCAUCCGAAACAAGGACGCCGCACUCUACGACUCCAAGACGGACAUCUUUGAGCAGGAGGCAAAGGCAGCAGAGGAAGCCGCGCGCCGUUCGGGGGCUGCUGCAUCGACAUCCAAAGUCUCGAGCACGACAAAGAAGAGCAAGAAGCUCACGCUGCAGGACUACCAGCGCCAGCGCGUGCAGGAGCUCAUCGAGACUUCGGAGAAUCCUGCCGAGGCACUUGCGGAUGCCACCACAAGCGACCGCGCGAAGGGCCUUCAGGACGACGACGAUGAUGACAAGAUGCCGUUUGCACAGGAGCAAGAGGAGCUCCGCAAGCAGGUGUCGCAAGCUUUCCAUGCAAAUGUGGACGAAGCCGAUGAUCUGUUCGUCAAACGCUCCGAGGCAGAGGGAAGCAACGGCGGCUCGUAUCGCGAUGCGGUGAUCGCCUCCCUAGGACCUGAUGCCAGCGAGGACAUGGUGCGCGAGGCCAUCCGACGCAAUCGCGAGACCGAGUCGUCCGAGGCCGUCGCAUCUACCAGCACCGACCCCAACGAGCAGAAGGCAAACGAAGACUUUCUGCUCAACUACAUUCUCAACCGUGGCUGGAUCGACAAGUCGGCAGAGGAGAGGCCGGCUAAGCCACGUUUGUCCAAGUCGCUCCUCAAGUCUAAAUCUACCGAUGCGACAGAGGACGACAAGCAGGACGACGAUGAGGCAGCAGGCGACGGCGCAACGUCCUCGAACGCAUAUGGGCGCGAUUGGGAGGCCGAGGCUGCCGAACUCGAGUCGGAAGCUUCGUUCGACUCGAUGGCCGACGCGUUCGAGACGGCCUACAACUUCCGAUUCGAGCAGGGCGCCGAAUCGCUGACGAUCCCGACCUACUCGCGAACGUCCAAGGACUCGGCGCGACGCACGGACAACACACGCAAGCGCAAGCGAGAAGAGCGCGCGGAGCGCAAGGAGGAGGAGAAGCGACACAAGAUGCAGGAGCUCGCGCGGCUCAAGAACCUCAAGCGCCAGGAGAUCGUGGACAAGCUCAAGAAGCUGCGCGAGGUGACUGGGUCGAGCGUCGAGGAUCUGCAGGGUCUCGACCUCGAGGGUGACUUUGACCCGGACGCGCACGACAAGGCCAUGCAGAAGGCGUUUGGCGAUGGCUACUACGAGGGCGAGGACGGCGACGAGAAGCCAACCUGGGACGACGACAUCGACAUUGACGACAUCAUUGAGGAGCACGAAGCUGCCACGGCCCCGGCCAAGAAGGGCAAGAAGGCGAAACCCGCGCACGACGCCGACGAGGACGACGAGGGACGCAUCGAGAUGGAUGCCGACUUCCUCGACGGAGACGACGGUGGGGAGCAGGGAGCGGCUGGAUCCAAAGAGGCAGCUAUCCGCGCACGCCUGGCGGACAAGAAGCUGAGCAAGAAGGACCGCAAGAAGCUCAAGAAGAAGCUCAAGGCGGCGCUGUCCAAGGGCUCGUCUGCACCAGCCGACGGCUCGGACUCGGAAGCCGACGGUGUCGACGAGUCCAUCAUGGACGCCGACCGAGCCGGACCGUCAUCGAUGCCGACGUCUGCAGAGGACAAGAAGAAGAUGGCCAAGGACAUGAUUGAUUCGUACUACAACCUCGACUACGAAGACAUGAUUGGCGACCUGCCCACGCGCUUCAAGUACGCCCAGGUGGCACCUGCCGACUACGGCAUGUCGGCCGUCGACAUCUUGCUCGCCGACGACGAGCAGCUCAACCAGGUGGUGGGACUCAAGAACCUCCAGCCCUAUCGUCGCGGCAAGAACCGUCCGAUCGACCUGGGCAAGCGUCUGGGCACGUUCCGAAAGGAGGUCUACGGAAACACCUCCAAGACGCCCGACGGUGCCGACAAGCCGCAGAAGAAACGUCUGGGCAAGAAGGAGCGCAACCGUCUCAAGGCCGCCGAGUCCGAGCCAACCAAAGACGCCUAG
This is a messenger RNA of Moesziomyces antarcticus, 5283 nucleotides long. RefSeq names its product protein KRI1 homolog. Gene Ontology annotation, biological process: endonucleolytic cleavage in ITS1 to separate SSU-rRNA from 5.8S rRNA and LSU-rRNA from tricistronic rRNA transcript (SSU-rRNA, 5.8S rRNA, LSU-rRNA). The coding region runs from base 1 to 5283 and encodes 1760 amino acids. The record is from RefSeq and is a predicted model, not a curated record. NCBI's taxonomy places the organism in Eukaryota, Fungi, Basidiomycota, Ustilaginomycetes, Ustilaginales, Ustilaginaceae. The transcript is spliced from 4 exons. Gene Ontology annotation, cellular component: nucleolus; 90S preribosome. Gene Ontology annotation, molecular function: heat shock protein binding.